Molecule: messenger RNA, 1237 nt
Organism: Aspergillus nomiae NRRL 13137
Lineage: Eukaryota; Fungi; Ascomycota; Eurotiomycetes; Eurotiales; Aspergillaceae
Exons: 2
Coding region: 17-1237 (406 amino acids)
Source: RefSeq, a predicted model, not a curated record
CCAACUCACACCCACAAUGGCUUCAAUCGCCAACAGGUCGUCUCUGUUUGAGUCCCCACUAGUUCCUAGAUCAUCUCAGCAGUGGAAGGCCGCUCUUCAGGGCGUUAAGCUCCUGUAUGUCCAGCGCCAGUACAAGCAAUGUGCUGCCCGGGCCACGGAACUGCUCGAGAAGUCAAGAGAACCUCUGCACCCCGUCUACAAGACAUACCUAUAUUUCUACAGUGCAGUCUGCUACGAGGAGAUGGGGCGAGCCGCUCACAAGUACUCCAGCACCAAGAUCCCACUGCUGCAAGGCGCGUUAGAUCGGUUUGAUAUCUGUAGCACCGUUCUGCCCUCUCCUAUACCAGCCUUGAGCCGCCCUUCGGAGGAGUCGAACUUCCCUUCCCUGGGAGAAAUCUCUUCACCUUCUGAAUGUUCAGACAGUCCCUCAACUAUAUGUAGCCUUGUCAGCAGCAUCACAGAUAUCAUCGACAAAACCAUUCAAUGGAAAGAAGAGGACCCGUUUAUCUCAGACAGUGAUUCCUGUUCAGAUACGGACAUUGGCACUAUGGCCACUGCUGCCUAUGACAGAGCAAACCAUCUGCUUGUUCCUCCUCCAUUGACACUUAGGAAGUCGUCCGAUGAGAUUCUUCCACUCGAGCCAGUCCUCCGUGAAUCAGGCUACACUGCAUUUCGGGGUGAGAGAUCAGAUCGAGCUCGUCUACCUCCUCCAUUGCCUAUCAAAAUUGUCCCUUGUGCAGUCACAGGAAAACACAAGAGAACUGUGGAUUCACCAUUAAACAACAGAGAUUCCCGACUAUGCACAGACGACUUACUCAUCAAUUUAAGUGAAAGAAAGAUUGUACCUGCGACACCACAGUACAGUGAUUCCAUCAGGCGCUACAACAGUAGUCUCCGAUCCUUGCGGGCUCAAAUCGACUCGAGCAUUAACUCAAUUCAUGUGCUUAUUGACGAACUUGAAGAGAAGCAGCAUACCCGCAAGAUGGCCAAGACUAUCAAGCGAUCGGCUUCAUUCUGGAGUUUCAGUCCUGUCCAAGGUGGUGAUGGAUGCUGGGAGAAGGUCGACGGCCCGAAGCGGUCCCCGGGCAAAGAGACUAAGCAAGAGAGAAUUGAUCGACUACGUGCUGAAGGGUGGAAGACAGUAGGACUCCGAUCUGCAGCGCGAGGAUGGAAAGGAGGAGAGUAUUACAAAGAUUAUUGCAGUUCUGUUUUGGAUGAGCUUUAUUUGGAGUCGUGA